AUGGUACCUUACAACAUCGUCCGGAGUAGGAGCCCGGUGGCUCCGAUGCAGUGCGCGCUUGUCGCCGACGAAGUACGUAGCUCCCGCGAAGCUUAACAACACCUGCACAUUGCCAUCCAUCUUGUAGGCAAUCGGUAGAGAGCAGCUGCUGGACGAUGCGACCGACCCCUUCCGGAGCCUCGCGAGAGGGAGAGGUACAGGUCAGAUCCUCAACUCCCUACUCGAGCAUGUCGCCGAGACUGAUCCUGCGCCCAUUAUCAACAUCCUCAAGCCUUACUGGGUCCGGAAGAAAAUGAAGAACGAGUUUCAAGUCGCCAACUUUCGGGGUUUUGAGCAAGUGCCAGAGCUCACUUAG
Lecanosticta acicola is the source of this 355-nucleotide messenger RNA. NCBI's taxonomy places the organism in Eukaryota, Fungi, Ascomycota, Dothideomycetes, Mycosphaerellales, Mycosphaerellaceae. The record is from the annotation of a GenBank genome assembly.